Molecule: messenger RNA, 4096 nt
Organism: Daphnia pulex (common water flea)
Lineage: Eukaryota; Metazoa; Arthropoda; Branchiopoda; Diplostraca; Daphniidae
Exons: 13
Coding region: 425-3664 (1079 amino acids)
Biological process (GO): regulated exocytosis
Cellular component (GO): intracellular membrane-bounded organelle
Molecular function (GO): small GTPase binding
Source: RefSeq, a predicted model, not a curated record
GUUCUUUUCUGGUAGAUGGCGUUGUUACACCAGAAGCCGCCUGACGUAAGCGACAUAGGGAAAGAAAUCUCAGACUCAGUCGGUAACUUAAAGUUGGAGAGCUCGCUUACCUGCUGGGUUCUGCUUGCUAAUCUACUGUGCUCAUAAAUAAUAUCCUGCAAUCGUGGACACGUUAACCGCCACGAAGGAGUUGCAUACCUUUGACUUUUAUCAGGCAGGCUUGAUUGAAAUUCGAAAAUUCAGUUGGUGGCUGUGGCGGUGAUCAGUUCUUCCCAUCGUUCUCUCGUCCCGCGUGACAUCAUUUUUUAGGUACAAAACAAAACACCCCCUGAAGGCCGGAAGUCAACCAGAGAGCAUCGUGCUUUUCUCUCUUUUUUCACGGUGAUCAGCAUAGCUGAUUUAUCCACUCUCAGCAACCUACAGAAUGUGGAGUCCAACACAUGUCCAAGUUACAGUUUGCAGAGUGAAAGGACUGUUGACCAAAGGGAAAAAUGGUACAAAUGAUGCCUUUGUUACAAUUUCUCUUGGAAAAGAGAAAUUUCAGACAUCGGUUAAACAAAAAGCCUUAUCUGAGUUAGAAUGGCAGGAAGAGUGUGAACUGGCCAUUCCUACUCAAGGGAAUACGGCAGAAAUCGUACUCACUGCAUUACAUCAAAAUUUCAUUGGAGUCGACGAGUUUUUGGGCAUGGUAUCACUGCCUCUUUCCAACUUUGAUGUCUAUGAAAGGCCAAGAACAAAGUGGUAUCCAUUAAAAAGUAAGCCGGGCCAAGAGGGGAAAAAUAAAAACCGUGGUGAAAUCGAGGUUCGUGUGGCGUUUACAGUCAAGUCGGGAUCAUUGUUGGAUCUCUCUAAAAAGGAGAAACAUAAAGGAUCAUUUGGCCACCUGUCCCAAGCUGCACAUAAUAUUGGGGGAAGUCUUAUGAGCCUGGGUAAAGAGAAAAAAGGAGGUAUCAAGAAACUAGCUUCGUCCGUCGGAAGCAAAUUGAGAUUGCCAAAAAGUGGAAGGGACGAAAAGGGUGGAGAUGGCCGUCUUUCCCGCCACAGUUCCGGUAGAUAUAGUGGCAAAUAUUCCGGUGGAGAGCCAGACCCUGGUGUUAUAUCUGAAGAUGAUGAUGAAUUCAGAUUUGAUGAGUUAUCACACAAAAGCUCUGGAAGUUCAUUGAACCUGGCCGGUGGCAGUAGUAGCUUAGCUAGUGGGCAAGGAUCGCUAGAAAACCUUGGGGGCGGCGAGUUGCUCCGGCACAAUUCAAUGAAACGUUCCGGCUCGUCAGCUACUUUGCCAAACCGAGCCAUUCAACCCUCGACUUCAAUUUCCAGUUUGGCCGUCUCCGUGACCAGCGGUGCGAGUAAGUCGCCCACCCAACAACAAAGUGAUUGGAACCAGAAAUUUUUCGGAAGCAAGCAGAACAAAGUGUCGGAAGACCCCGUCGUCAAGGAGGAGAAGGCAGGUGCUGCAAUGACAACUGCUGCUAUGGCAACGGCUGCUGCAGCUGUUUUGCAUGCCUCCUCACCGCCGUCAUUAGUGGCCGACGGAGUGCCUUCUAUCAUCAUCCAGGAUUCCUUUGUCGUCGAACAGCCGUCGCUCUCACCGUCCGCCUCGCCUCCGUCCAGCAAACUGAACAGCGGUAACGUUCCUGUUCCCAAAACUCGAAACGCCAAGAAUCAAGAAGUACCGGUGGAAGUGGACCUACCGACGGUCAUCCCCCAGGCUCGCCAACGCAAGGAUUUAGCGACCGUAGAUGAAAUUCCAACCAUGGAGGUCAAUUCCCAACCAGCAGGUGAGGAAGCCAAUGCCGAGUUUGACACUGGCCAAUCACUGUCGGCUCGACCCCGCAUGUCAGCAUCACCACCCCAUCCUUCUUCUUUCCCUGUCGGUGUUGUCAUGAAUGAUGAACAUGUUGCUCGACCACCGCCUGUUCCCAAACCCAGAAGAAGUCCACUCCCACCUACUACUUCGCUUGAGAUGUUGAAUGAACCUUCGCUUCCGUCCUCGGAUGAAUUUCCAAUAAUCCAGCAACAGCCAGUCGUUCAGCCCAGAAAUGUGAUUGACGUGAAGUAUUCUCCGAGUCAGAUUUCGCCCAUUCAACUGAAUCCUUUCGAUUCCGAGUCCGAUGAUGGACAGUAUUCGGAUUCAGACGUUUAUGAUCAGCGUUUUGAAGAUGAUGAUCGCGGUAACAUAUUGGACUUGACUUACAAUCCUGCCCAGCCGUCGAACGUGAUUGUUUUGGACAAUGUUGAAGAAUCGGAUGAAAUGAUGCUGAACGAAGACAGUGUUUGUGAGUUAUUGGAGAAAGUUAUCCAAGAGCACGAUCACCAAUCGGCCGGUCUGCCUGCGGAGGCUCCUCCUCCGAAACCAGUCAGGGCCUCCAAUGCAGUUGAACUCUACAAUGAUGAGACGAGCGAGGAAGAAGAUGAAAUACAAGAAGAGGCUCUUCCUCCGAAUUCAGUCAGGGCCUCUAACGCAGUUGAACUCUACAAUGAUGAAACGAGUGAGGAAGAAGAUCAAAUCCAAGAAGAAUCGAUCGAGGGUGAACCGACUGUCGACUUUUUCAACGAUCAAACCGUCCAGAUCAGUCCAGUUGAGAAAGUUGAAGAAGAAAUGGUGAGAGUUGCGCCGCAUCAGACGUCAGGCCGCGUUGAAGAUACGCCCAUCAAUUCUUCGCCUAAAGAAAUUCGACGCGAUCGUCUUUUUAGUUUGUUCUCUACACCCACUAGCGAAACGGACACUGAACCGAAAUCAGCUGGAGUAGUUGACUUAGAUUGGCUCGACGAUAGUAAGGAAGAUAUCAGUCAGGGAUUCGGGGGCUCCGAACAUUUGUCGGAUGGAAUGACGGCUGCCUCUAAUUCGGACCAUGCCAAGACUAUGGACAGCGCCGUCUAUGUGACCGGAGAAGACAAUCAAGCGCCUGAAGUCAGCCCUUCCAAUUCCAGCACUUUUACUAAUUUUACCGAAGCUUUAAAUCGUCCCUUGUCUGCACUUUUAUUGGCGCACGAGGCGGUCUUUACCCCACCACCCGCCACUUCGCCACUCCUUAAACCUGCCGCAGUUCAGACGCCACUUUCCGUCCAAUCUACAGCGUCCAAUCGCGCCGAAUUAUCUUGGGAUAAUUACGACAUGGCGAUGCUAAAUCAAACUCCUGAUGCUGGGACUGGCGGGGCUGGCGGACGACGAUCCAUCGUUCCAUUCGAGCCUGUCGACGAAGAGGCUAAAGCGCGACGUAAACGGAUUUCGUUGGCUCCUUGUCUGAAAACGAUGGCAUUGGAAUCGCCUUCCUGCGACCAGUCGGCUGGCUCGCCCAUCACAGAAGACGACGAGGACGAUGAUGGUGCAGGAGAACAGGCGGUUUCCGCGAAUUCCAACGAGUCGCACCGCAUGAAAAUGGCAGCUUCGUUUCACCAGCGGGUCGUGGUCGGCGAGGAUAAGCCUGCCAACAACAACACACCCCGCGAUCAUCACCGUACACCGCGUGACUCGUCUACAUCCGAGGAUCGAUUGCGGGUUUACCAGGAAAAAUCCCGAGAGGGUUUGAUUGGUUUGCUGGAAGAUCGUGAUAAUGAAAUUUCGGAUCUAAAAGACUAUAUAGACAGUCUGUUAUUGAAAGUGAUCGACACGUGCCCCACUGUUCUCCAGACGCCCGUCAAAGCCAAAACUUCUCGGAAAUAAUUUAUUUCCCCCGUCCAUUUAGAGAAAAUCACGCAAUCACAUGAGGAAUUGAUGUAAUUUUUGGGGUUUUUCUUUAAUUUUUUAUUUGUACCAUUUAUGUUUUUUUUUGUUUACACGUUCAAUGGUCCAAAUGUCCAUUCCUUCCAUAAUUCCUUCCGAUAAUAGGGAUCAUCGCUACAUUACAAAAACGCCAUUUCUCAACUUAAAAAUAGUGCGAUGAUGCUGCUUCUUGUUUGUCGAUUGGAAAAAAAAAAACAAGAACACAUUCCGACGGCGUGCCUUAUGUAACAGAAUGCUUGUUGCCGCCAUUUAUUUUCAAAGUUUCUCGCUUCAUAUACUGUGUUUCGAAUCAUAAUUUUAUCGUAAUGUUCUGUUUCUUUCCAGAUUGCCCUAUUAAUUAAUGAAUAAUACAAACAUACUGUUUUAAAGCCA